UCAGUUCUGUUCAAAAAAAAUAGUAUUCUUGUUACUGCCUAUAAUAUUGACACCAGACGUUUUGCAUAUACUGAAAACUGGAGCGUAAAUAAAUGUUGAUGUGUUAAAAUGUAUACAACCUGGCAAAAGCAAGCAAGAGUGCCUGAUGCACGCUUGAGGUUACAAUCCAAGUACAAUGAUGCCAGAUCAAAGUUGACUAAGCGGAGGCCAAAAGACGAGCCAGUUUUUGAUGCCAGGCAAGCCAUUAAAGCGAAAAAAGCUCCAAGCCCAAUAACAAUUGAACACAAACCAAUAAAAGUCAAACCAGAAAAGCCAGUAGAAAAGAAAUCGUUGAAACUAACGACUCGAACAAUUCGUAAUCCUGGUGCAAUUGUUCCAUUAGAAAAUCAAACUGUUGGCAAGAAUUUGUUGCUACGAUCAAAACAAAUCGGUUUCAUUUCAGUCACCAAUGGAUCUAGAGUCCUAAUGGAGAAAGUUACAAUGGAUGACGCUGGGUUAAAAGUGGCGAUACGUAACGAUAUAAUGAAAGAAAAACCUACCAGACGAAAGAAUAACAACAACAAACAAGGUGAUAGCUCUGUCAAGGUGAAUAAAGGAAUUAAAAUCACAAUGACAAACCCAGAUGCUGAAAAGAAGCCCUCUCCGAAACCAAGUAAAACUAAUGUUCAGAGAAAACAGCCACCUAAACCAAAAAAGCGGUCACUGCCGCCCCCACCCCCCUCACCUACUCCGUCCCCUGAGCCUGAGGUGAUACACCACCACCACCAUAUCCCGCACGAAAGCCCUCCUGCUCCAAAGCGAAAAUACAUGGCACCAUCCGCACCAAUGUACUCUGACCUAAUACUUGAACAAAAACGCCCGAAACAUCAGUAUAAUCAUCCAAGGCCGAUGAAUUCCGGUGAAAAUAGCGUUUUCUUUCAAGAAAGAGUAAGGCAUCAUGAUCCACACCCACCAAUAGCAGAGACAGGUUAUUCGCAUGAAUACAUCAGUCCAUUUGAAGGAACAAAGAUACUUGUCUCCAAUCUUCACCCAAUUGUAGUGGAAGAUGAUAUUUUGGAAUUAUUCAGUGUCCUUGGCCCAGUACGGCGCGCACGAAUGGUUGGACCUGGAAAAGCUGAAAUUGUGUUUAUCCGAAGAGAUGACGCAAUCCUCGCUUAUCAGAAAUAUAAUAAUCGUGAUUUAGACGGUCAGCCAAUGCAAAUGAAGCUUUUAUUGCAAGAAAGUAACCCACAGUGUAAUAAACAAUACAGUUGGAUGUCAGAUAUUACCCCACGCCGUUCUACUGCUGGUGCUGAUAUAACUGAAAUUGAUCCAAAUAUUCUACAGAGGGCACUGUUUAAAGGAGGGAGUACUGGAACAUCAACAAGGCCGGUUACAUUCACUGUAAAAAUAUAAAAAUGAAUCAAACGGCAUGAUUUUUUUACUUUGUUGCAAAGCAAACAGUUACCGAUAAAACGUACACGAAUGUAAAGACAUUGCCUAGUGUUGGACUCAAAAUUUACACAAGAGUAAUAAUUGUAUCAUGUUUUGAUCAAUUUUCAAGGUUGUUUUCACUUUAAACAAUUGAAAGUGUUUCAAUAUUUUAUUCAUCACCAUAGAAAGAAGGUUUGGGGGAGUUGGGUUGGUGUAUUUUAAAUAGAUCGAAUCAUUCAUGUUUUAGUAUUUUCUGAAUGUUGCGAAUACAAACUGUAUAAAGCUUUUUCUGUCGUUAUGAAAAUAUUGUUUCUUAAUAAACAUCACAAACAAUGAAAACAAUAAAUGCAUUU
Ciona intestinalis (vase tunicate) is the source of this 1766-nucleotide messenger RNA. The record is from RefSeq and is a predicted model, not a curated record. Lineage: Eukaryota; Metazoa; Chordata; Ascidiacea; Phlebobranchia; Cionidae.